GACCAUCACUGCAUCAGUUCACUUUCGCUUCAACCUUUCUACAGCUUGGUCUGUCAUUCUUUUACAUUCAUUCCAGUCAUUCGCUCGAAUCAACCUUGCUUAGAAACACCUUCGUUUUCCACAACUCCAACAAUCCCUCAUCAAGAUGCUCUACUCUACCACCACCGUCGCUCUCCUUGCGGGCAUGAUGCCCAUGGCUUCUGCCCAUUACUUCUUCGAAUCGCUUGCUGUUAACGGCGUGGCUUCAUCUGAUUUCGUCCGGUCAAACACCCGACCGAUAAGCUACAUGCCUACCAAAUGGAUAAACUCCUUCGAUAAUACCACCCCUGACAGUAUCGACUUCAGGUGCAAUGUUGGAGCUACCAACAAGGGAGCGAAGGGCACUGCUAAGGUGAAGCCUGGAGACUCCCUCGACAUGAUCCUUGGUGUGAAGGCAAAGAUGGAACACCCUGGCCCUGGCCAGGUCUACAUGUCAAAGGCCCCUACCACUGCUGGUGCCUACGACGGCUCCGGUGAGUGGUUCAAGAUCCAUCAGGAGACUAUCUGCAACCCAGCUGGCGACAUCAAGAAAGAUGCUUGGUGCACUUGGGCCAAGGACCGCAUCUCCUUCAAGAUCCCGCAGGGAAUCCCUGACGGUGACUACCUCAUCCGCUCUGAGCACAUUGGCCUCCACGGCGCCCAUGACCGCCAGGCUGAGUUCUACUACGGAUGUGCUCAGGUCACUGUUUCCGGUGGAUCUGGUACGCUCCCGAAGGGCGUGUUGAUUCCUGGAAUCUACAAGUCAACCGACCCUGAGGUAAACUUCAGCGUCUGGUCCGGCAAGAAGGACUACCCUGCUAAGGGUCCUGGUCCUGCUGUCUUCACUCCUGGUACUUCUACUACCCCUCCUACCGAGUCUUCUCCUUCGUCUGCACCGGUUCCCUCCAAGCCAGCCGCUUCAGCACCUGCUCCUUCAGCGCCUGCUCCUUCUGCACCGGCGCCUUCUGCACCGGCUCCUUCUGCACCGGCUCCUUCUGCACCCGCACCUGCACCUGCACCUCCCUCCGACGACGACUACCCCACUGACGACUACCCCACUGACGACUACCCCACUGACGACUACCCCACUGACGACUACCCCACCGGCGAUGUUCCCUCCAAGCCUGCUGAGGUACCAGCUGCGCAGGCCAGCGCUGACCCCUCAAAGUGUGGCAUGUUUGUCCGCCGCCAUGCCCGCGACAUCGCCAACUUCAUUGGCUUGUAA
Parastagonospora nodorum SN15 is the source of this 1243-nucleotide messenger RNA. RefSeq lists its product as hypothetical. Bases 146 to 1243 code for a protein of 365 amino acids. The transcript has a single exon. NCBI's taxonomy places the organism in Eukaryota, Fungi, Ascomycota, Dothideomycetes, Pleosporales, Phaeosphaeriaceae. The record is from RefSeq and is a predicted model, not a curated record.